AUGUUGGAGAUUGCUCGAAUGAGCGUUAAGUUGUCGAAGAGCACCUCGAGAGAACCAAUUUCCAAGGUGAUCGCCAUGCAAAGGGUUGAUCUGAUUGCAGAGGCCUCUGCGAUUAGUGGUGAGCCGAUCGAUGAUUCAACCAUCGAUCCGUUGAUUGGAGCUUCGAACCCUGGUCCCGAGAACACCCAACCCAAUCCUGCUGCAAAUUCGUCUGGAGAAACAUGUCCAGAGAAAAAGGUUUUGUACAAACUGAUAUCAGGUCUUCAUUCUUCAAUCCCCAUGCACAUCGCUGGUGAUUAUCUUCUUGACGAGUCACGCAACCAGUGGGGACAGAACAUCGAGCUGAUGUAUGAUCGUAUUCUGAGGCAUCCGGACCGUGUCAGAAACAUGUACUUCACGUAUCUGUUUGUGCUGCGUGCUUUAACUUCUCUUCUGUCGGCAACAGAGUACUUGGAGCAAGCAGAGUAUGACACAGGGAACCAUGCGGAAGAUCUGAAAACACAGUCCUUGAUCAAACAGUUGUUGUACAGUCCGAAACUCCAAACAGCAUGUCCUGUUCCUUUUGAUGAAGCUAAGCUGUGGCAAGGUCAAGGUGGACCUGAACUGAAGCAGCAGAUCCAGAAAAAAUUCAGGAAUAUAAGUGCACUGAUGGACUGUGUAGGUUGUGAAAAAUGUCGGCUUUGGGGGAAGCUUCAGGUUCAGGGUCUAGGGACAGCAUUGAAAAUAUUCUUCUCUGUUGGAAACCAAGACAAGGAGGGUGACCAAACACUUCAACUGCAACGUAAUGAGGUGAUUGCACUGGUGAACUUGCUCAACCGUCUCUCUGAGUCGGUUAAAAUGGUUCAUGAUAUGAGACCAGACGUGGAGAGGCUAAUGGAGGAUCAGAUAACUAAGACAUCAUCUAAACCUGGUAGAUUAAGAAGAGUAUUGGAUUUAGCUUUCUCCUUUUUGGUGAAAUAA
Messenger RNA from Brassica oleracea var. oleracea, 960 nucleotides. Its product is annotated as endoplasmic reticulum oxidoreductin-1-like. Gene Ontology annotation, biological process: protein folding in endoplasmic reticulum. Lineage: Eukaryota; Viridiplantae; Streptophyta; Magnoliopsida; Brassicales; Brassicaceae. Gene Ontology annotation, cellular component: endoplasmic reticulum; endoplasmic reticulum membrane. Bases 1 to 960 code for a protein of 319 amino acids. The transcript has 5 exons. The record is from RefSeq and is a predicted model, not a curated record. Gene Ontology annotation, molecular function: FAD binding; thiol oxidase activity; protein-disulfide reductase activity.